AUGGCUCUGCAGAUAGAUCGUGAAACUGUUCCAGGGACUGAACAACUCAUUGACGUGAAUCACAAGUUGGAGAACAGCGAUCAUGUUGGACAAUCUGAUAUUGUUCUCAUUCCACAGCCAACGAGCUGUGGAAGCGAUCCGCUCACGUGGUCGAAGCGAAAGAAGUAUUAUCAGCUGCUCCUAGUCGCACUCUACGCUUGCGCCUUUUCCUUCGGUGAAAACACUCUCGGAGCAGCUUGGACUACUGUCAGUGAAGAUACAGGCGUCACUCUGACAAACAUGAACGGCGGCAGCGCCUUGAACUAUCUUCUUCUCGGAUUCGUCAAUAUUUGGUGGAUGCCCACCGCCAACAUCCUUGGCAGAAAGCUAGUCUUCCUCGCGACAACAUGCCUGUGUCUCGCCACCGGCUUUUGGCUUGCUGCCAUCGAGGGAACAGUUCAGUGGAUGCUUAACAUGAUUGUAAACGGAAUCGGGACUUCUGCGUAUCAAGCAAUCAUUCAACUUACCAUCUUCGAUAUGUUUUUUGUUCAUGAACGUGGUCGCAUGCUCUCAGUAUAUCUCUUUGCUCAGCAGCUUGGCUCUAUUUUGGGCCUUAUCUCUGGUGGUAGCAUGUCCGACACCGUCGGAUGGAGAUGGUCGCAGAAUAUCGUUGGAUUCAUCUUUGCAUUCGUACUAAUUGCCUUCACGUUUACUUUUGAGGAGACACUGUUCCCUCGCUUCCUAUUCGCUGGGUUGCAAGCGGCUCCCCUUCCUUCUCAGAAGGAUGAAGAGACAGCGGAGAAAUCUACCGAAGGAAAGAGGUUGGAGCUCAGGCCAGUUCCGAGCCAGGCCAACGGCAUGAUCGAUGACUUUCCCAAGCGGUCUUACCAACAGAUCUUGAAGCCGUGGGUGAGGUUUCCUCAGAACAAGACGACUUUCUGGCAGUAUUUCCGCCGUCCCUUCUUUCUCUGGGGCUUUCCCAACGUCGUCAUCGCCGCGUUCAUCUAUGCCUUCGGGGCCACCGCCGGUAUCGUCUCUUUCAACACCAUAUCCGAGAUCCUGACAGAACCUCCUUACAACUUUAGUACCACCAAUACCGGGCUUGUGUUCUUUGCCGCUUUGAUAGGAGACAUCAUUGGUUGGGGUAUCGGUGUGCUAAGCGAUCAAGUCGUCAUUGCUUUGGCGCGACGAAACGGUGGUCUCAAAGAACCUGAGAUGCGACUCUACACGCUUGUUCCUUGCUUCGUCUUCGCUGCGGUCGGGUACAUGCUCUAUGGCUGGGGUGCCCAGACAGAGGCCCAUUGGAUCACCAUCGCCAUAGGUAUCGGCGCCAUGAUCUCACAUCAGGUUGGAGCUUGCACGAUUGCUACUGCGUAUGCAAUGGACUGUUUCCCAGGAAUAUCUGGAGAGCUAGUCGUUGUACUGGCUAUGUGCUCCUCAAUGGUCAAUUUCGCCAUCUCGUAUUCUGUCCAGCCUUUUAUCGAAGCCUCUGGCUACGGCUGGACCAUGACAUGCUAUGGCGUCAUGGUAUUGUUGUCGGUCCUUGCCGCUAUUCCUCUUCUGCUAUUUGGAAAGAGAUGGAGGAUCGCCAAGGGCCCGAGAUACUAUAAGUUCUUGGACGAGGUUGGAGGGUAUACCGACUAG
This is a messenger RNA of Fusarium verticillioides 7600, 1623 nucleotides long. RefSeq lists its product as hypothetical. Gene Ontology annotation, molecular function: transmembrane transporter activity. The record is from RefSeq and is a predicted model, not a curated record. The transcript is spliced from 9 exons. Lineage: Eukaryota; Fungi; Ascomycota; Sordariomycetes; Hypocreales; Nectriaceae. The coding region runs from base 1 to 1623 and encodes 540 amino acids. Gene Ontology annotation, biological process: transmembrane transport.